AUGGCGCCUACUCUCGCGACAAGGAGCAGGAGCCUCGUCCUGGGCUGCGGCCUCGCCGUCGUGAUCCUCGCCGUGGGCUGCCUGCCGUCCGGCGGCUCGGGCAUGGGCAUGCCCCGGCCGCAGCCGAACCUCAACUUCAACAUCGGCGUCGAGGGCGUCGUCUGGUGCAAGGGCUGCCGGUACCCCGGCUACGUCGAGGUCGAGUCCAGGGACGUGUCGCCUCUCCCGAUCGCCGCCUUGUUUGUGUGGUGCCGGCGGCACGGGCGGCGGGCGCUGUCGGCGUGGGGCGCGACGAAUUCGCGCGGCUACUUCCUGAUCCAGACGGGGGCGCAGGCGGCGCCCUUCACCAGCAAGGACUGCAGGGUGUACGUGCCGCGGUCGCCGGCGCGCGGGUGCGCCGCCGCCGUGAGCCCCGCCCGGAUGAAGGGGCUGCCGCUCAGGUUCCGGAGGUUCGUGACGCGCCCCGACGGGCUGCAUGCCGAUUUUUUUUUAUUUUCAACCUUUUAUUAA
Molecule: messenger RNA, 510 nt
Organism: Panicum virgatum (switchgrass)
Lineage: Eukaryota; Viridiplantae; Streptophyta; Magnoliopsida; Poales; Poaceae
Product: non-classical arabinogalactan protein 30-like
Exons: 2
Coding region: 1-510 (169 amino acids)
Source: RefSeq, a predicted model, not a curated record